CUUUCGCAGGUGGUGCAUGUUCGGAAACAGCUUGUAAUGUGCAGGACGAACUGAGAUUGUCGAAUGUUACCAGCGUAAUUUAUUUCCCGUUUGGUUUUGACAUUCACCGAACAGCAUGUGCCAAUACACGCACGGCGUGGUCGCGGGCGUGUUUUUAAUUUCACCCAGGCCACUUUCUUCUGGUUAAAUGUACAGUGCUGCAUUGAGUGUGUGCUGAAUUACGGGUGCUAGCUGUGUUGUCUGCAUUGAGAAAAAGAGAGACUGUGUCUACAAUGAGAAAGAGCGAGAGCAUGUCCAUGCACUGCAGAGCUUGAAUGAAAUCCGUCGUUAAAGACAACUUCCCGUACAUGUAUUUAUUUAUUCGCAGGAUCUCUCUGUUUUCUCCAACAAGCAUCGGGGUUUGAUUUGGUCAUGCCUUUUGUUUUAAUUUGUGAGACAAGACUGCGGAGCCAUUUGCACGAUGAUAAUGAUUCACGACUGGACGGAGUUUAAAAAAUGAGGAAGCAUUUUUUUCUAAAGAUACUAAAAAGAUAGAGAAGAGGCCUCGUCGUCCCCUAGGCCGUGAUCUGUGCAUGGGAAAGGGGAGAAGAAAGAAAGACCAAACGAGCCUGAUGAAUAAAAACCGAGUGAAAUGGAGCACGAGACACGCGCGUGGGGAAAUAUGGACCAUAUCAAUAAUGACGGCGGCGUGCGCGAGAACCAGAUCGAUCCGAACAAAAUGAAGCACUUCGCCUCUUGAGCAUUUAAACUGAUAUUUAUUUUUUUUAAAUUUGCAAUUAAAGGGAGAGGGCAUUCCCGUGUGUUUUGAGAGUUGAAAACAGCGCUCAAGUUCCAUGCAAGUUCUCCUCUCCGUCGUCUUUUGAUUCCUUUCAUUAUUUUACGUCGUCUUUUGGGGGGGUGGGGGGGGAGGGAUAUUUUUGAUCCGGAUCCAUAGCGUUGAUAUUAUUCAAUGGAAUUAUGUUAUCAGUUACCGGUUUUGCCUCUAGACAGGCCGGUUCCCAAACAUGUUCUCAGCCGGAGGGGAGCCAUCAGUUUCAGCUCCAGUUCAUCUUUAUUCGGAGCCCCCGACCCGAGGCAGCUGUCACAGAGACGUGGAGCAAUCUCCUAUGACAGCUCUGAUCAAACUGCUCUGUAUAUUCGCAUGCUAGCUGUGACAAACAAAACAAUCAAACCCUCAUUCGUGUUUACACCAGGGGCUUGUGUAAUAUUCAAACAGCUGUUUUCAAGAGAUGUGAGAGUGAGAAGUCAGGUAGGCUUUGAACCUGAACGAAGAGGCUCGCACCCAUACCUUGGCAUCGAUUUCCGCACUUUGCACUCCCGUGCUGAGUCAGCAGGGUCGAUCCCAGUUCGGAGAAUACAGAGGCUCUUUAGUUUUCAGCGACACCUGCUUUCGUCCCGUCUGCUACGAGGACCGCCACACCUCAACCCCCUCCACAUUCUGGAUGAGGACUACUGCGGCCAGGCCAAGUGUAUGCUAGAAAAGGUUGGAAGCUGGAAUUUCAACAUAUUCCUCUUUGACAGACUUACAAAUGGUAACAGCCUCGUCUACUUGACAUUUAAUUUGCUGAAUCAAUAUGGCCUCAUUGAGCUCUUCCAGUUAGACAUGGUUAAAGUGCGUCGCUUUUUAGUUCUGGUACAAGAAGACUACCACAAUCAGAACCCGUACCACAAUGCAGUCCAUGCUGCUGACGUGACCCAGGCCAUGCACUGUUACCUGAGAGAACCCAAGCUUGCCCAGUCCCUCACAUCAUGUGACAUCCUCUUAGGAUUGCUGGCAGCAGCCACACACGAUCUGGACCACCCUGGAGUCAACCAGCCUUUCCUCAUCAAAACCAACCAUUACCUUGCAGCUUUGUACCAGAAUACCUCCGUUCUGGAGAAUCACCACUGGAGAUCUGCAGUGGGUCUGCUGAGAGAAACCGAAGUUUUCUCCCAUCUGCCCACCGAGGACAGUCUGAGUAUAGAGAGGCAGCUGGGCUCGCUGAUUCUGGCCACAGACAUCAGCAGACAGAAUGAGUACCUGUCCCGCUUCAGGACUCACCUAGAUGAGGAUGACCUUUGUUUGGGAAACGCUUCUCAUCGACAUUUCAUUCUGCAGAUGGCCUUGAAGUGUGCAGAUAUCUGUAACCCAUGUAGACCGUGGGAGCUCAGCAAGCAAUGGAGUGAAAAAGUUACAGAGGAAUUCUUCCACCAAGGUGACAUUGAAAAGAAGCAUAAACUUGAAGUCAGUCCACUGUGUGAUAGUGAAGCCAACACCAUAGCCAGUGUUCAAAUCGGUUUCAUGACCUACGUGGUGGAGCCUCUGUUUGCCGAGUGGGCGCGUUUUUCGGACACCCGGCUCUCUCAGACCAUGCUCGGCCAUUUGGGCCUGAACAAGGCCAGCUGGAGUGCCAUGGAGCCCGAGGCAUCGGGAAGCUCAGAGGAGGGGGAAUCCGAGCCGGCCCAAGUCACUGAGGAGCCCAGUUCCAGAGCCUUAUCUCAGGGAAGCCAGAAGUCAUGACACCCCAACGCUUACAUUGGGGAGAACACCUCUACUGCCCUCAGCCAGACAUCUUACAUCACAUUUGAGUUGCUCACCACCCAUCUCUUACCAACCACUGAUGAAUAAUUUUUCUUUUGUUGGUUUAAUUUUAAGCUCUCAUUUACCCCCUUUGACAUAGAGCAAUACAUAGAUACCUCAUUUGGCUACUGCUGCAAUUUUUCCUUUUAAUUAUUGUGAUGUAUUUAUUAAAUACCUUCUUUGUUUUUGGUCAUUACCAAUUCAGCUUUGAUAGAGACUGUAAGGAAAUACAGGGGUAAGAAAGAAGCCCCCUCCUAUGGAUUUUAAAUGCCAUUUUGAAACAUUUGCUCUGAAAGUGAUUUGCAACACCUCGAGGAUUUAUAGUAGAGGUUUUUACAACUGCACCAAGAGACAGUGUGUAAGCGUGUGUGAACGUGCUAGUGCUUCUGCAAAUCAAUCUUCCUCCUUUUGUACAAAAAUUACAAAUGUGAAGAGCCCAGUCCUUUUGCUGCCUCUGAAGACUGUUUACACAUUUUGUUUUCUACACGUUAGUUCUAUAAUUUAUUGCCUUUUAAGCACAGACGUAAACCACUUGUACAUUUUUCGAAGACUACUGCUGAUGUUCAACAAAUCGAUUGGACUUCAACUCUGUCUGCGUGACACAUCGAAUGCCAUUUGUAUCUCUCUCCCCCCAUAGACAAAGCCCAUGUGUUAAAGGAACAUAACUCCUUGAAAGGUGGCAAACGUAGAGACAAACCCUUUCAACCGUGGAAGAAGAAUCUUGUAGCUAAAAAGACUCUCCAUGGAUUCUGCUCAGGGUUUCAUCAACCUGCUUAUUGGGAGAAACAAGAAAGUUAAGGUGCCUUUUGUAGGUAGCCACCACCCUCUCUCUCUGUAUUUUGUAAAGGAAGGUAAGUGAUCCUUCUCAGAAUGUCUCAAAAGCCACUCGUCUCUUUGGAAGACUCUACACGAUGCCUUAAAACUAUGCACAAAGCUAAGCAACCAAACCAACUGUUGUUUUAAUUUUAAACUCAUCACAUUGUCCAUUUAGUGCACUGUCUGACCCUUUGCCUUUGUGUCGUGGAUAAACCUUUUUUAAAUAUAUAUGGAGGAGAAUUGGUUUCAUUUUAUUCUAAACAUUGAACAUUCCAUUUUUUUGUGUUGUUUUGGAUUCUGUACAGAAUGAAGUAGUUUUUGUGCUUCUCAAAAUUUAGAAAGAGAAGAGGUGCUUUAUUUUAGGUGAUUUGUAUUUUUUGUUGUAAGUGCUGUAAGACUGUUGAUUUAAAAAAACUGUUUACAGUUUGUUGUAACAGCCAUUUUGGGGAGACGAUCUAUGUGUCAAGCCAUUUUGUAAAGGCUUUGCCGUAUAACCUUUUGAUACAUAUGUUGCGGUUGCAUUUUUGAUGAAUAAAACUUGACGAAAUGUUUCUCUGUUA
Myxocyprinus asiaticus (Chinese sucker) is the source of this 3936-nucleotide messenger RNA. Its product is annotated as high affinity cAMP-specific 3',5'-cyclic phosphodiesterase 7A-like. Lineage: Eukaryota; Metazoa; Chordata; Actinopteri; Cypriniformes; Catostomidae. Bases 950 to 2500 code for a protein of 516 amino acids. Gene Ontology annotation, molecular function: 3',5'-cyclic-AMP phosphodiesterase activity. The transcript has 15 exons. The record is from RefSeq and is a predicted model, not a curated record.